AUGUCAUUUAACAGCACCUCUAUUUUGACUCAGUCCCUCCAGCUGAGUGACCAACUACAUACACUCUUGCUGACACUGUGUGAAGAUCUGCCACAUAGAAGGCUUUCUCCUGAAUCCAUUCUGGAAGCAUGUGAAGCACAUCAGAAGGAAUCUGCUUCCUUACCAGCAAAAUUCUACAUAAAGAAAAUGGUUCACUUUGCAGUGGGAAGUGCCAGCGAGACAGAGCAGGUGGUCACUGAAGACAGCACAGCCUUUCAGCUGAACAGAAGUCACGUGAUAAGGAAAAGACUGCACGAAAAAAUAUCGGACACCUCAACACUGUCAUCCCAAAUGAAUUUUCACCAAGACAAAGGGCCCAGAUUAAUGAACUAUAGUCAGUCAACAGAAGAUUACAGACAACUCUCUGUGGAUUAUAGUGACUCUAAUAGUAUUUCUGAAAGCACAUCUUUGAUACUGUCUAACCGAGGACACAGGAGAGGAAGAGUUCCAGAGACACACAGAUCAUGUGACACCACACUUAGUGGGUCAAGGACACAAAGUAGCUACAAGCUCUUCAUAAACAGGUCGGUGAGUGCUGUAGAAGAAAUCCCAGGUGGAACUCAGAAGAACAACCGACAGAACCUGCUAAGCUUGGGCUCCACCUUCUCUGUGUCUACAAAGGACUACUCAGCAGCUGCUGCAUCACAGAAAUGUUUGUUCCACAGGAAGGAAAAGUUUUCAGGUCCAGAAUUUAUUAUUUUGUCUAGUGAACCACCAGUGACCUUACAGCUGCCUGGAUCAAUUGUGACUAAAAAAGGGAAAUCCUACUUGUCCCAAAGGGACCUCAACGUGAUUCUACUCAACGGCCAGUGCCUUGAGGUGCAAUGUGACAUCAAGACCAAGGCAAGAGAUGUUUUCAACACUGUGGUGGCAUAUGCAAACUUGGUGGAACAUUUCUACUUUGGUUUGGCUUACCUGAAAGGUAAAGAAUUCUUCUUUUUGGAUGAGGAGACCAAACUCUACAAAGUGGCCCCAGAUGGCUGGAAUGACCAACACAAGAAGAAAAUGUCCAUCAUUAAUUUCACACUCUUUCUAAGGAUAAAAUUCUUUGUCAACCACUUCAAUGUUAUUCAGCACGGCUUGACAAGGCAUCAGUUUUACCUGCAGCUUCGUAAAGAUAUUUUGGAGGAGCGAUUAUAUUGCAGUGAUGAGACUGCCCUGAAACUCGGCGCUUUGGCUUUGCAGGCAGAGCUUGGCAAUUAUGUUUCUGAGAUGCAUGGAAAGAGCUAUUUUCGUGUUGAAGACUACGUUCCAGCAAGUCGAAUAGAGAAAAUGACCCUGGCAUAUGUACAGCGAGAGCUUGCUAAAUUACACCGUAUGAAUCGCUCCCUAUUCGAGGAUGAAGCUGAACUAGAAUUUUUAAAGGUGACUCAGCAACUUCCUGAAUAUGGAGUGUUAUUCUAUCGUGUGUCCCAAGAGAAGAAAGGGACAGAAGGGGACAUAAUCCUGGGAAUCUGUGCCAAAGGCAUCAUCGUCUAUGAGAACAAAAAUCACACAAGAAUUGCCAGUUUAAGAUUCCAGUGGCGUGAAACGGAGAGAAUUUCAGCUCAUAGAAAAAAAUUCAUGAUUGAAAGCAGCUUCAGUGGCAAGAAACACACCUUCAUUACUGAUACAGCAAAGACAUGUAAAUACCUACUGGACCUCUGCUCUGCCCAGCACAAAUUCAAUGCACAGAUGAAUUCCAGGCAACUUCGGCAAACUUCAUCAGAGGACAGUAAAUUUGUGGAAAUAGACAAAUCAAAUUCUGCAUAUGCAGCUCAGCGUGAACACCUUGCCCUUAUUCAGAGACUGUCUCGCUCAGAGAAUGUGCUCUAUGGAGCAAACCUGGAAAACCUUUCUGCUGGCAUGAUGAGCAAAUCUUGUGAUAACCUCAGUGUGGAAACCAACAACAGGACUAGAGACAAAAGCAAUCUUGGCAGAUCUGUAUCAGGGCUAUCCCAGUCAGAAAUGCACAUCAAUUUGAAUGGAAAGCAAAGGAGUUAUGACUUCCUCUCUAUCCAUUCAACUCAGAACACAGUCAGUGCACCUGGAUCACCAGCCAUUCAAAAGGAAGUUUUGCUAAGUGGUCUAGAAAGAGAAAUCAUUUGUGUCAGCCUAAAACGUGACUCUAAGAAUGGAUUUGGUUUUGUAAUUAUUGGAGGAGAAAAUGUAGGAAAAUUAGACCUUGGUAUCUUUAUCGCUUCAAUUAUCCCUGGGGGACCUGCAGACAGAGCUGGAAAUAUGAAACCAGGAGGACGACUCAUCUCUGUGAAUAAUAUUAGCCUUGAGGGUGUUUCAUUUAACACUGCAGUUAAAAUCAUACAGAACUGUCCUGAUGAAGUGCAGCUCAUCAUCUCUCAACCCAAAGACAUGUAUGAAGAAGGAUUAAAUGAAGAAAAGAAUCUAUCAAGGGGAAACAGCACUAGUGGAUCUGAGAUCUCUUGUGUAGACAGUGGGAGAAAAAAGAUUCAGGAUUGUCAUACAGCUCUCCCCAAAGAACAGGACACAAAUAUUGACGAACUUGAGAAGACUCUCUCUUGGAAUUUAGCAUCAAAAUUGGGCUCUAGGAUUCCAGUUCCUUCAGCUGAUAGCCUGGAUAUAGAGGCAGCUGAUUCUUCACACUUACCAUCUCCAUUAGAAACCAACUCAAAGGAAAUCUACAUGGUGGAGCUUCUUAAAGAAGAUGGGACUUUUGGAAUCAGCGUGACUGGUGGAAUUAAUACCAGUGUGCGUCAUGGUGGGAUAUAUGUGAAGUCAAUUAUUCCCAGGGGACCAGCAGAUAAGGACGGACAAAUAAAGAUAGGUGAUCGUCUGCUGGAAGUAGAUGGCAUCAGCCUCUGUGGCAUCACCCACAAACAGGCUGUGGAACACCUUAAGAAAUCUGGCCAGAUUGCCAAACUGGUUCUAGAAAGGGGAAACUACCAAUUGGCAGAGCCAUGUCCAACUGCUAAUGACAGAAAGGAGGACCAGUGUGCAGUUGUUUCUGUGGCAACAUCCCUCACAGAUGGUACCAAGGACUGCUGCUUUUUGACAGAUGAUAACACAUUUGAAGUGAAAUUAACCAAGAAUUCUGGAGGCCUUGGAUUUAGUGUUCUGCAGAUGGAAGGAGAAGCUUGUGAACACCUUGGAGGAGCUAUUGUCAGGAUCAAAAGACUGUUUCCAGGGCAGCCAGCUGAAGAGAAUGGAGAAAUUGAAGUUGGAGAUGUCAUUUUAGCUGUGAAUGGGAAACCUCUCAAAGGGCUCCUGUAUCAGGAUGUCCUGCAUUUGUUAAGAGGAGCUCCUCGAGAUGUUACACUGCUACUCUGCAGACCACCAAAAGGUGUUCUUCCAGAAAUAGAGCAGAUUGCUCUGACUCCAGCACCAUCUCCAGUAAAGGACUUGGUAGCAGAAAUGCCAGGCAGCACAGAGGCAGGAAACAGUAUGGAUCAAUCCACCAGUGAUGGAGGUAGCACCUCUCCAGACCUGGAAGACUGCCUCGAUUCUCCAGUGGGAGAAGAUCUCAGUGAGCCCCCUGAGGAUGACAGCUCAGCUUACGAAGAGCAGGAAGCUGAGUUUGAAGAGAAACCCAUAAAGAAACUCCCAACUUCCAGAGAGAGUUUCUAUAAGCAUCUUUGGAAGAUUCAUCGAGAAGCUUCCAGUUCUGAAGCCUUCCACUCUCUAGAGGAGGAAGUGAAGCAGAAUUGCUACUCACCAUGUGAAUUUGGACAGACCAAAAGCUCAAUGUCUGUGACCUCACUUCCACGAGGAGGAAGCUCUGAGACAGUCUCUGCAACCGCUGCGACCCCACAGCCACGUGUCUGUGCUCCCUCCUCAUCAUCCCUGCCUGCUAGAGAGACACAGGACAGUGACAAUGAAUGGGAAGACUUGGAGGAACCAGAGGAAGAGAAGGAAGAAAAUCAAGACUGCACUCAGGAAAUGGAGAUCUUUGUGACCUUGACGAAGUCAGAGAACAAUGGUUAUGGAUUCUCUGUAGUUCUUAACAAAAUGGACACCUGCCUGUAUGUUGAUGAAAUCUUGAAUGAUCCUGCCCUUUCUGAUGGAAGAUUGAGAAGGGGAGACAGAAUCAUUAUGGUGAACGGAAUUGACGUUACAUCUUUGCCAUGCAAUGAAGUCCUGAUGUUACUGCAAAGCUCUCCUCCAGAUCUGCACCUUGUGGUUGGCCGUGCCGACAGUGACCCACGUCACUCAAUUAGGCCAGAUGAGAUUCCUGAAAUUACUCUCACAAAGGGUGCCGAUGGACAGCUAGGCUUGAAGCUGACAGGAGGAGCUGGAAGCAAGUUACAAGGUAUUUAUGUGCUAGAGAUAGUGCCUGGCUCUCCUGCCAGUGUGGAAGGCAGUUUGCAGCCACAAGAUCAGAUUGUUUACAUCUGUGGACUGUGCACUGAGGGCAUUAGCCUGGAUGAUGCAGUGAGAGUGUGUGAAGCUGCCACCCAGAAUGUUCGAAUCAAAGCCACAAGAAAUGGCAAUCCAGUGGUUCCCAUAGAGCAGGAAAAUAGGCCACCGGCUGAAACAGAGAAAGAAAAUAUUUCCUUAUCAAAUGAAAACCUGAACUCCCAGGAACAGCACCUGCUGCAUCAACAUGAGAAACAUAUGGAGGAAGCAAACAGUGAUGCUCAGCAGAACACACCCAAUUCUCCAGAAUGUAAAGACUUCAUAAUUAAGAUUGAGCUGGAAAAAGCAGAAAAUGGAAGCUUAGGAUUUGCACUGGUAGGUGGAAAAAAUGGCAGGGCUAUCCUAAUAAAAGCCAUCAGCCCGGACAGCAGUGCAGAUCUAGAUGGGAGACUUCAAGUUGGUGACAUCUUACUUAAGGUGAAUGAGACUUUUGUGUCUGGUCUGCCACGCCAAACAGUUACAGAUUUGCUGCGCAAGGCUCAAGGCACUGUUCAGCUCACUGUCUGCCGAAGCGUGGCUUUGCACUGGGCUUACUCAGGCAACCAGAGCAACAGAGCUUCCACUCCAAACACAAAAGCAGCUGCAAGUGGUGAGGAAAGCCUGCAAGCUCAGCCUGUUUUCAGUUUCAAGGAAGAAGACUCCAACCAAAUGUGCAAUAAGGAUGCAGAAAGAACAAACAAAUCUCCUCUGCAAGGUCAGCUGGCUGGACAAGAAUAUAAGGAUAUCAUCAGUAACAUUUUGGACAGGUCACAGAAAUGUGCAGAAUGUGAAAGCUGCAGAAGAGAAAAUCAACAGUCUGAGUCAGGCAGCUGGAACAAUGAAGAUGAUGUUAUGCCCCCCAGGAUUCCUAUUCUACCUAGAAACAGAACCUUUGCUUCUGGAGAUGAACUGACUCAGUUAAUUAACUUGAAACCAUCACAGAGAGGAGUAGAUCCAAGGACUGGCAUAACAGGUCUUAUUCAAGGCCUUCAGCUGCGGAUUGAGAAUCAAGAGGUGCUAAAGGAGUUUAUGGCUUUAGAACAUAUGAAACCAAUAGAUGACUGCAAAACUGGCAAAGCACCAGAAAACCAGAAUAAAAACAGAUACCGAGAUAUCCUUCCAUGUAAGUAUACACAAAAAUAUAUUUGGCGAACAAAGCCAUCAGAGAAACACGAGAAAACUUUCUGA
Messenger RNA from Ficedula albicollis (Collared flycatcher), 5577 nucleotides. RefSeq names its product FERM and PDZ domain containing 2 (gene FRMPD2). The transcript has 39 exons. Bases 1 to 5577 code for a protein of 1858 amino acids. Gene Ontology annotation, molecular function: protein binding. The record is from RefSeq and is a predicted model, not a curated record. Lineage: Eukaryota; Metazoa; Chordata; Aves; Passeriformes; Muscicapidae. Gene Ontology annotation, cellular component: cytoskeleton.